CACGCCCUUGCCCUCAUUCCCUGAGCGACACCUUCGUAUCGACUAGGUGCCCAUUAAGAUGCUGACCAAAGACGAGCUUUUCGCCAAUAGAGACGCCGUAGUGCUUGUGCGCGCCCUGGUUCAGCGGCAGCCUGACAGCAAAAGGAUGCGAAACUGUGCGCAUCAGGUCCAUGGAUCUGUACUGUAAUUUUUCUCUUUUUCCCUCUGUGCCACCGCAAUGGGGACGCCGUCUCAUACAUUUUUUUUUUUUAUCCCGCCACACACCACGGGAUUCAUGCACAGAGCAACAAGUGACUUUGUAUUGAAUGCUCCAUAUUUGUACAUGAAGAUCGAGCCAGGCAGGGAACCUUUGGAUCCGUUGACCGAGGCAUGGCUCGAGGGGAGUGCACACCAUUUGCUGCGGCUGUACUCGUACAUCCUAUGGAUGCCAGAUCGGCCACCGAAGAAACAUGGUUAUGCCUACAGGACGGCCACAAGCCAGCAUUUGGACGCAAACCCUGACCGAAUGCCCUGCAUAGGUGGCCAAAGCAAGCCUUGCAGAGGCGUCAUAGGCUCGGAGGCGAGGGUUGAGAUGGCCCGAUUUUCCUCAGCAGAUCUUGCUCAAGCGACAGGGCAAGGACAAGAAGAAGAAAAAAAUAGAGAGAGAAGCAACCAGCUAGCAAAAGCCUUCUCCGAACUACGACGAGCCAAAAGGCGCCACUGCGGUCAACACAACCGAUUGGUCUAGAUGGUGGCGGUAAAGCCUUAGAUCAUGGCUUCUGCGCCAUGUCUCUCCCGGGCUACGGCGAAUUCACAUCGUCCCUUGUGCGCAUGUCAAACUCGACUCGAGCUGCGCUACGGCGAGCACG
Molecule: messenger RNA, 848 nt
Organism: Trichoderma harzianum CBS 226.95
Lineage: Eukaryota; Fungi; Ascomycota; Sordariomycetes; Hypocreales; Hypocreaceae
Exons: 1
Coding region: 218-727 (169 amino acids)
Source: RefSeq, a predicted model, not a curated record